CUUUUUGCUGGAUUUUGGGUUAAAUCGUUAAAUGUUUUGUACCCCGUUUCAAUGUUCGUUGGAAUGGGGUUUGGAAUGAUGUUUGGUAUUGCGCCUACAAUAACCAACGAAUGGUUUGGUCAAAAGAGAUUUGGUAUUAAUUG
Molecule: messenger RNA, 143 nt
Organism: Racocetra persica
Lineage: Eukaryota; Fungi; Glomeromycota; Glomeromycetes; Diversisporales; Gigasporaceae
Source: the annotation of a GenBank genome assembly